Odocoileus virginianus texanus is the source of this 1222-nucleotide messenger RNA. Its product is annotated as olfactory receptor 5G9-like. Gene Ontology annotation, biological process: G protein-coupled receptor signaling pathway; sensory perception of smell. Gene Ontology annotation, molecular function: odorant binding; G protein-coupled receptor activity; olfactory receptor activity. Lineage: Eukaryota; Metazoa; Chordata; Mammalia; Artiodactyla; Cervidae. The record is from RefSeq and is a predicted model, not a curated record. Gene Ontology annotation, cellular component: membrane.
CAUAAUGUCCAAGAAGAAUUCUAAGGUCAUAGAUGCCAGAAAUGGAAAGCACAUAGAGAUGGUUCUCCUUGUUUGCAGAAGCAGAUAUGUGUCCUGUUCAGGUUCACAUGCUGAAUAGUGGCAGAGUGGAAUCUUCCUACUUCUUUGGGGGAAACACUAAGAAUAAAACCAAGUGACUGCUUGACAGUUGGACUUCUUCUCUGUGCAAAGGCACAGGUCGGGGUGGGAAGAUUUGAUGCAUGCUGAAAAAAGAGCAUGGUUUGCACUCCAGUUUUAAUUCUCUAAAGAAGAAAGGAACUCACUGACAUAGGCCGAACUAACCAAUGGCUGGUGAAAACUAUACAAGGAUCACAGCUUCCUCUUCUUGCUCUUCCUUCUUUUUUACCUUGUUACCGUGACCGGAAACCUGGGCAUGAUUUUCCUCAUCCGGGUGGAUUCCCGCCUGCACACACCGAUGUACUUUUUUCUCAGUCACCUGUCCUUUGUGGAUGUCUGCUUUUCAUCCGCGGUUGGCCACAAGAUGCUCAGAGACUUCUUCGCUGAAAGGAAAGCCAUUUCUUUCCUAGGCUGCGCCUUGCAGCAGUGCUUCUUUCUGUUUGUGGCCAUCGAGUGCCUUCUCCUGGCAUCCAUGGCUCAUGACCGCUACGUGGCCAUCUGCAACCCAUCGCUGUAUGCAGUUGUUAUGUCCCACAGACUCUGCAGACAGCUGGUGGUUGGACCCCACGCUGUUGGAUUUCUGAACACCAUGACCCACACAACAGCUGCCUUCCGACUUCCCUUUUGUGGUUCCAACAUUAUCAAUCACUUCUUCUGUGACAUGUCCCCGCUUCUGUCUCUGGUAUGUGCUGACACGUGGAUCAAUAAAUUGCUAGUUUUCAUCGUGGCUGGAGCUGUACUUGUGGUCAGCAGCCUGACUAUAUUAAUCUCCUAUUUUCACAUCCUCAUCUCUAUCCUGAGCAUCCGCUCUGCUCAUGGGAGGCACAGAGCCUUCUCCACGUGCUCUUCCCAUCUCACAGCUGUCUCCAUCUUGUAUGGGACUCUCUUCUUUAUCUACGUGAGGCCAGGCGCAGUUUUCUCUCUGGAUCUUAAUAAAGUGGUGGCAGUGUUCUACACAGCAGUGAUUCCCAUGUUGAAUCCUCUCAUCUACAGUUUGAGAAAUAAAGAAGUGAAAGCUGCUAUGUGCAAGACCAUCGCCAGGAGAAAGUUUUCCCUCAAAAGUUAA